AUGCGUUUUCAUCCUGUGGUAUCGGUGUUGGUCGCGAUAUCGGCACCUCUCGCGACCGCACAACUCAACUCGUAUGCGAAAAAGGCUGGUCUGAAGUACUUUGGCGCAGCGACCGACUCACCUGGACAAAGGGAGCGCGCUGGUCUUGAGGCAGCAUACCCCCAGUAUGAUGCAAUUAUAAGAGGCACAAGUGAGUUUGGUCAAACCACGCCUACCAAUGGCCAGAAGUGGCUGUUCACUGAACCUGAGCGAGGCGUCUUCAACUUUACCGAGGGCGACAUCGUGGCCUCCCGUGCUGCAGAAAAUGGCCAGUUGCUCCGAUGCCAUACCUUAGUCUGGCAUAGCCAGCUCGCGCCUUGGGUUGAGGAGGGAUACUGGACCCCCGAAGAGCUGCGCGCAAUAAUCGUCGAGCAUAUCACGCAAGUCAUGGGCCAUUAUAAAGGCCAGUGCUAUGCGUGGGACGUCGUUAACGAAGCGCUGAACGAGGACGGGACGUACCGCGAAUCCGUCUUCUACAACGUCCUUGGCGAGGACUUCGUUAAGUUGGCGUUCAGCACGGCGGCGGAGAUCGAUCCCAGCGCGAAACUUUAUUACAACGACUACAACUUGGAGUCGCCGGGAGCGAAGAGUGAGGGAGCUAUACGAAUCGUCAAGUUACUGAAGGAGGCGGAAAUUAGAAUCGACGGUGUCGGGAUGCAAGCUCAUCUCACGGCGAGUGGGGCGCCGACGCUCGACCAGCAGAUCGCCGUUAUGGAAUCGUACGGUGCGCUCGGAGUCGAGAUAGCUCUCACUGAACUCGACGUCAGGGUUGAGAUGCCAACGAACGAGACCAGCAUGGCGUGGCAAGCUGAAGUGUAUAAGAACUCUGUUAGCGCUUGCGUGCAAGUUUCAGCAUGCGUUGGUGUAACGAUCUGGGACUUUUACGACCCUUUCAGCUGGGUUCCGGCCGUGUUCCCGGGCGAAGGCGCUGCGCUACUUUGGUUUGACGACUUCACGAAGCACCCAGCUUAUUACGCGGCUAUCGAGGCGAUGACGAAAAAGACUGGGAAUUAUACUUGUAGAUCGAAAAGACGUGUGACAGAGAAUAAGAGGAGCCGCCGACUUUAUUGA
This is a messenger RNA of Daldinia caldariorum, 1110 nucleotides long. RefSeq names its product glycoside hydrolase family 10 protein. The transcript has 3 exons. Gene Ontology annotation, molecular function: hydrolase activity, hydrolyzing O-glycosyl compounds. The record is from RefSeq and is a predicted model, not a curated record. Gene Ontology annotation, biological process: carbohydrate metabolic process. NCBI's taxonomy places the organism in Eukaryota, Fungi, Ascomycota, Sordariomycetes, Xylariales, Hypoxylaceae. The coding region runs from base 1 to 1110 and encodes 369 amino acids.